Molecule: messenger RNA, 3610 nt
Organism: Vigna umbellata (rice bean)
Lineage: Eukaryota; Viridiplantae; Streptophyta; Magnoliopsida; Fabales; Fabaceae
Product: ARID/BRIGHT DNA-binding domain-containing protein
Molecular function (GO): DNA binding
Source: RefSeq, a predicted model, not a curated record
CUUGUACUUUUUGGUAUGUCGUGUCCGCGUCAAAGUACCAACCAACAGUACGAGAAUAAAGAUUAAGCUGAGAGAGAAUCAGGAGAGAGAGUGAGUGAGGGAGAAAGAAGCAGGAAGAGAAAGAGAAAAGGAAUUAAGAAAGCAGCAGAGGUUGGAUGUUGUUGUUUUGAAGAGCGUGUGCGCGUGUGUAAGCACAUAACAUAAUUCAGUUCUUUGAACCAGAAGAUAAAACAAACCAAGUUGUGCAUCCUGUUGGUUUGAGUAAUUAUAAUAUCCUAUGCCAUUGGCAUCGUCAUCUCUAUCGUCCUACGUUUUCAAAAGUUAUCGAAUCAUGUGUGAAAGACAUUUCCUGUUCCUUUUAUUUUAUAAUGAUAAUAACAAACUUUAUCAUUUUGGCGACCCCUUAUUCUAUUUUCCUUGGAUUUAUUGUAUUUGAAUCGUCAAAAGGUUAAUCUAAUUAGGAUCGUACAUAAAGGGGGCGAAUUUAAUGUUUGUAUAGUUAUUGGAAUGGUAAUAUUUGUUCAGUUAAUGGUUUACUUUGACUGACCCAAUUGGUGUUGUGGUGUGGAGAGUUUGGGACUGUGCCGAGACACAAAAAGGUCUUUGAUUUUGAUUUAAUAUUUUUUCCCAAUUAAAUACUUUUAGUAAUAUUUGAAUUUAUAAAUGGGCUUUCGGUUUGGUGGAUGAUAGAGCGAUUGGGGAGGUUUAUUUGUAGGGUUCCCAAUUUACUUUCUUUCUUGACUUUAUUGACAUUGAUUCGAUUUUGGGUGUGGAUUUUUGUCCUGAAUUCUUCGCCAAGUUCGGAAUUUGACCAAUUGGGUUGCUGAUUCUCGCCUCUUUAUGAUCUGGGUCGUUCCCUUUUCUUCAAUCUCAGAGUUGUGUUGCUGUUCCCAAUUCCUACGGGACAAAGCUAAAACCUUCAUUCCUAUCUUCUUUCUGGGUUGGAUUUGCUAUCUUGUAGAACCGUUAGGAGGCAUUGGGGUGGCGAGAGUAGAAGCUGUUGUAGUAGUGUUUUGUUAGUUGUGACAAGUGGUGGUGGUGGUGGUGUCUUUUUUCUAUAUAUGUAUUUGGAGGCGUUUGGUUACACAUGAUGUUCCAUUCUCAGGGUGUGUCAAGACAUUGUAGUCUCCUUGCUGUUCUUAGUGGUAAAUCACGUGACAUUAAACAGAAGCAGAAGCAGAGUGCUGCUUCUGAGGAUCAUCCUCCUUAUCCCUUUCCAGAGCUUGCUUCUUCUGGCAGUCUUGAGGUCAAGUUGUUGAUCAAACCUAAUACCGAUGAACUCGGUCGGGCUCUUGAACAACUGCAACCGGAUUUUGUUUACCUGCAAGGUCAGCUGCUAGAAGAUAGGGGAGAAAUUGGGACCCUUGUAUGGGAGGAUUUUGACCUGUCUUCCCCAGAAGCAUUGUGUGGAUUAUUUGGUUCCAAAUUACCUAAUACCGUUUAUUUGGAAACUCCUAAGGGAGAGAAAUUGGCGGAGGCACUCCGUAAUAAGGGAGUUCCAUAUACUAUCUAUUGGAAAAAUGAUUUUUCAAAGUAUGCAGCUUCACAUUUUCGUCAUUCUUUUUUCUCUGUAGCACAGAGUACAUCCAGCCAUACAUGGGAUGCUUUCCAGCUUGCUCUGGCAUCGUUUAGACUAUACUGUAUACAAAACAAUGUCUUACCUUCUAACAGCCAUAAGGGUGCCGGUAAGUUUGGGCCACAAAUUUUUGGGGUUCCUCCCAACAUUGAUACCAGUCAAAGUGUAGCAGACAUGAAGGAAGAGGAAGAGGAAAGUUCACCUGAGACUAUAUCUGCUGUAAAGAUAUAUGAUGAUGAUGUGAACAUGAGAUUUCUUGUUUGUGGAGUUCCCUGCACAUUGGAUGCUUGCUUGUUGGGAUCAUUAGAGGAUGGACUCAAUGCUCUUCUAUUUACAGAAAUACGUGGAUGCAAACUUCACAACAGGACUAGUGCUCCACCACCACCUCUGCAGGCAGGAACUUUCUCACGUGGUGUAGUGACUAUGCGUUGUGAUAUAUCCACAUGUAGUACUGCUCAUAUAUCACUUUUGGUUUCUGGUAGUGCAGACACUUGUUUUAAUGAUCAGCUUUUGGAGAAUCAUAUUAAGAAAGAGCUCAUUGAGAAGAGUCAACUUGUUCAGGCAUUUCCUAAUCAUGAACAAAGUAAAUCACCUUCCUUAGAGCCUCGAAGAUCAGCCUCAGUAGCCUGUGGAUCUAGUGUGUUUGAAGUUUGUAUGCGAGUUCCUGCAUGGGCUUCACAGGUUCUGAGACAGCUUGCAUCCAAUGUGUCAUACCGCAGCCUUGUUAUGUUGGGAAUUGCUAGCAUUCAGGGAUUGCCAGUUGCAUCUUUUAAUAAAGAUGAUGCUGAGCGUCUCCUUUUUUUUUGUACUAAGCAGGAGAAAGAAAACUGUCGUAACGAGCAAGUUUUCUCUGCGAUUCCAAGUUGGCUGAAGCCUCCACCGCCCAGUCGAAAAAGAUCUGAACCAUGCUCUAGUUCAAAGUCUAUCAAUCCUAGUGGCCGGGGAAUUGAAGAUCUUGGUAGUCAUAGACAGAAAUUAAAUCUUGCUGCUAUGAGGCCAAUCCCUCAAUCUCAUAGACACAAGAUUCUCCCUUUUUCUGGAUUGUCUGGGGGUGCAAGAUAUGACGGAGACCAUGGAAAGUCAAAUCAGCCGCUUGCUCCUAUUAAGCAUAAUGUUUCAGGCCCUACUUCAGUUACAAACAGGAAAUCUGUGUCGAACUCAUUUCAAGCUAACCAGAUUAUUUCUUUGAACCCACUACCUAUGAAAAAGCAUGGUUGUGACAGAGCUCCAAUACGAGUUUGCUCAGAGGAGGACUUCCUGAGGGAUGUAAUGCAGUUUUUGAUCCUUCGGGGGCAUAAUCGUCUAAUUCCACCAGGUGGACUUGCCGAGUUCCCUGAUGCCAUUUUGAAUGCAAAACGCCUUGACCUGUUCAACUUGUACAGGGAGGUGGUUUCAAGAGGAGGUUUUCAUGUUGGAAAUGGUAUCAACUGGAAAGGGCAAGUUUUCUCAAAGAUGCGGAAUCACACUUUGACAAAUAGAAUGACUGGGGUUGGCAAUACACUCAAAAGACAUUACGAAACUUAUCUCUUAGAAUAUGAAUUAGCUCAUGACGAUGUAGAUGGAGAGUGCUGCUUGAUGUGUCACAGUAGUGCAGCAGGUGAUUGGGUGAACUGUGGCGUAUGUGGUGAGUGGGCUCAUUUUGGCUGUGAUCGGCGGCAGGGACUAGGAGCAUUUAAGGACUAUGCAAAAACCGAUGGACUGGAAUACGUUUGUCCACGCUGCAGUGCAUUAAAGUUCAGUAAAAAAUCUCAAAAAACUGCAAAUGGUUAUUAACAGGUCAAAUGUUGUCUCUUUCCCAGAACAAAGUGUACAUGACAAGUGUUUAGAUAGAUUUCUCAGAGCACAUGAUGCUCAGACUUGUGUCUCUCAAUUGGUAAGAGUAGGUUCUAAGGACUGAAAUGGUUUCAGUUAUGUUAAAGCUUUAGAGUUUUUUUUUUCCUCAAAGGUACCCAUGCUUAGAAAGAAUGAGUGUCUUCAUACAUAUUGGGAACAGUUAGGAAUUCAUUGCAAUGAUUAUUAUUAUUAUUUUUUAAA